GGAGGGCUGAUCUCCAGUCAGAUAUCCUCACCUCCUUGGGGCGAUUACCAUUUUCGAAAAGAAUGGAUUACUGAUACUUUCACUCCACACCAGAUGAUUUCAGUUUUUGUGUGUGUGCGCGGUGUAAUCAGUCCUAAGAUGGACGGCGUAGCAAUACUUGCGGAUGUAAAGGCCGGACCCCUCUUCUGAAAAGACUGCGAUUUUCAAUGCAGGGCGACGAGUCUUUAAAGCUGCGUGAGUUGUUUUAGAUUAAUUGUCCUGUGUUUAUGACGGAUGACAGAAAAGGUUCACAGAUCCAUCUGGAUUUCAUCUCUUGUUUUCUGAGUGAGACCCAUGAGUCCUCAGCUUCAACAUUCCGUGUAGUUUAGAAGUCCACAGCAACGAUGCAGUCUUGGACACUAGCACCAGCGGCGCUCCUGUUUCUGAUAUCCUUGCAAGGGUUGGUAUGGUGUGACGACCAGGAGUUCCGACUGGUGAGGUACCUGAUGUCGAAUUACGACUCCGCCGUCCGUCCAUCUCUGUCGGUCGCUCAGCCGGUGGCCGUCGCCUUCCGAUUCUCGCUGCUCGCACUCCUCGCCAUGGAUGAGCGGCAAGGGGUUGUCUCCACGAGCUGCAGAAUUACACAAAACUGGAACGACGUCCACCUGCGGUGGAACGCCUCCGAUUUCGGUGGCGUAACGACGGUGCGCAUUCCUGCUUCACAGAUCUGGAGGCCGGAUGUGAUCUUACGUAACAACGCAGAUCCGUCGACCCCAACCAACAUCGGAGAAGAGCACGCAGUGCUGAAAUCUUCCGGAGACAUCACGUGGACAUCUCACGUGCUGCUGAAGAGCGCGUGCACGCUCGAUCUCCGUUUCUUUCCAUUUGACUUCCACCUCUGUCAUCUCAAUUUCACCUCAUGGUCAUACGACACCCAACAGGUGACGCUGUCUGCCGACCACGUGGAUCUUUCCAAUUUCCACCCCAACCCUGAGUUUCACUUAGAGGACGUCCUGCUGAGCCCAGGCGGCGGCAAAGCCCUGGCUUUUUCCUUGAUCGUGCGGCGGCGUCCAGGACCACCCCUGCUCCGCCACGUGCUGCCGUGCUUUUUGGUGACGGGCCUUGCAGCCCUCACUUUCUUGGUGCCGCCCACCUCGGGAGAGAGGGUCACUCUGGCCAUCGGAUGUUUGCUGGCCUUGCUGCUGGUCUCCGUAGCCACAGGUGGGGGCCCUAGAGCAUCGGCCCCACAAUUGCCCUUGCUCGGUGUGUACCAGCUGUGCUGUCUGUGUCUGGUCUCCUCCACAGCCUUCUUGUCCGCGAUGACCCUGGGUCUGCACUCGAAGGGUUCCGAUGGAAUCCCGCCAUCACCCUGGCUCAGGAGGUGCAUCUUGGGAUGUUUGGCGCCUAUGCUCUUCGUCCACCCCUGUCCCCCGAGAAAGGAUUCCAUGAACUUUCAAGAGGGAGACGAUGAUGAAAAGAAGAAAGGCAAGAGAAAGACCGUUUCAGGAGGCGGACCCCCUAUCGAGAGGUACAGCUCCUCACCCCAGCUGCUGAGGAGGAGGAGUGGUACGGGAGGUGGAGGAGGAGGAGGUGCAGAUACGAUGCGGAGCAGCGCGGGAGGAGAGAGAUCGUCCGAGGAGUUCGAAAGGCGUUUUCUCAGGGUGCUGGACAGGGUGCACGAGACCUUGGAAAGAAACGAGGCCAGAGACAUGGAGAACGAAGGAAGGGAAGCCGCCAGAGAAGAAUGGAGAAAAGUGGCGCAGGUCACAGACAGAUUGCUGCUGGUGCUGUUCUCGACUGGAUCCAUGCUGGCGGCGGCUCUUCUUUUCGCUUUCGCACCCCUUUGAGCGAUUUAGUUGUAUCGAUUCCAGAGACAUUUGAUCAGAGAAGAAGGCGGAGACCACACUACUGUUCUGCAAAAAUAUGGACUCGAACCGACCCAGGUCGGAAAGCAAGCCAGUCCAGCGGACCACAUCACUGGAUGCGGAGCUGUAGUAUGAAUGGGACAUGGUAGAAUUGUGUUUGGGACAGGGGCGAGCUCAGUGGCGCAAGCCACUGGUCAUUUUCCUUCAUACUUCCCUAUCUUGUAGCCAUAGACUUGGAGUGCACGAAGACGGGUAAUUUCAUCCAAGCAUCGUGCCAUGUGAAACGGGGGACAAAAAGAAAAUCUCAGAACUUUACACUUUUUGGAUGUCAUUUUACACUUUUUAGAUGCUUCUACCAUUACCAUUCAGAUUAUCAGGCGAAACAACAACAUUGGGGUGCAUUUUUACCACAUACUUAAAGAGUUCUUUAAGGUUUUAAUAUGAGUAGCGAGUUGCGGUCAUUAGAUCGAUUCUCUCCAGGGCUACUUGUGUGCGAAGCUCUACUGCCAUGAUAUCAAUUCAACUUUUUUUUUUUCCAAUUUUUACCUUUAUCCAAUCUUAAAAAAGUGUGAAAAUUCGCUUCAUGCUUAGCUCAAUAUAUAUAAUAAUCGAUUGCUUAAUACAUUUAUAGUUCUAUGAUCUAAAAUAUUAAAAGAAAAAUAUAUGUAGGAAAUAUAUUUUCUUAUCAAAGAGAUUUCCGAAUUGUAUCUAAGAAUGCAAUUUGUAAUAGGGCUUCUCGUCGCGUGAAAAUUCAUCCACUCAUUAUUGCUUUGCCUGUAACCGGGCUCGCAUCAGACCCCCAUCGUGAAUCGGAGAACGGACUCCAUCCAAAAAGUUGCUGCUGUGAACGCCAUUUUCUGAAUGAACCCAAGUUCUUGGACUGCGAAUUAUUAAAUCUUCAAUCAAAUGGUACUUCGCAAGAGAUGAAGUGUUGCAUUCUUAAGUCAUAAAUGGGUUGAAGUACUUGAUAAGCUCACCAUAAAAGUGAUCUGAAAUUUUGAAUUGGCCUUUUGACGGAUUUGCAGUGUCUGCCAUCGCAUGUUUCAUGAAUGUCUCAAAACGGGACGAUUAUCUAAAUAAUAUCAAGCAUCUGAAGUCUUGGGAAUCUUCCACCCAAAAUUUCUUUUAAAUUUUAUAAUUACGAAUGAUGCAAAAAUAUCACAGCUAAAAAUCAAUAUAACUGUUUUCAUUUAAAAUAUUAAUUUAGAGAAAGUUUUCGAUUAUGAAAAAAAUGUGUCUUUGAAAAAUGUGUCCCUGAAAAAUGAAUCUCUGAAUUCAUAUGAUAAAUUUCUUUUGAUAUAAUUCUUCUAAUAAAUAAUAAUCUAUUCAAUGAAAAAAAAAUUAUCAUUAUUUUAGAGCUUUCAAUAUUUUUAGCUAUUCCAAGUUAAUUAAUUACUUUUUAAUAUUGCAAAAUAAAUAUUUUUUACUUUUUUUUAUAAACAAUUUCAACUGUUUAUAAUUUUUUUAUAAAAGUAUUAAAAUCUCGGAUGAUAAAAAGAUAUAAAGGUAGCUACAAUAUUCGAUUGCGAAAAGAACUGUCGAUAAAUUCGUUUUUCUUUUCACUUUUGAAAUAUCUAAAAUAGUUUUAACGAAAGUCCGGACUUUAAAAUUCUCCAAAAGACCCACACAGUGAUUAAAUUUGUCAUUUAUAGAUUCUGAUGCAUCUGUAAGAGAAUUUGACUCGUAAAUGACUUGGGGGAAAAACAAUAGUAAUUAUUUAACUAUGUUUUCUCUAUUUUCUAAGUUUAAUCGAAAUUAGAAGCAGAUGUAAUCACAAUUUGAGUUUCUAAGAGAGGCCAGAUCACCGUCAAUAAUAUCAUGCGUUUCUAAAGACGUGUAUUAAAAUUUUGAAAAGAGCUCCGUGAAAUGAAAGAAGCUUCAUUUGGAAUGCCCGCAGAAUAGCAGUUGCCGGUGUUUAAUCCUUCUCUGAACGAGCUCCAAGUUUUAUAAAGGGAAGCAAAUAAGAGUAAGAAAUUCAGGAAAAGGCAAUCUAAAAUUUAAUGUUAAAAUUAAAUUAUAUCACUUUUUUAAAAAAAACUGCUACUUCGUCAAAUAAAAAAAGGCAAUAUGGGAUUCAUUUUAUUAACCAGUUAUUCAACUAUUUAAAUUCUUGAAUGGUAGUAUUUAGUGUAUUAAUUUUCACUCAGUUUGUUCUUUAAAUUAGAAUCUGUUCAAAUAUAUCAUUUGCACUAUGGCUAUUAAAAAAGUGUCAGGAUGAAUCCGUCCUCUUGCGAAGGCACCUAAAACUGCAGAAAAGCUUUGGAAAUGUAUCGUUGGCUUGGCAUUGAAUAUUUCAAAUGGAAUUCUAGAUGGCAACUUUUUGGAUCAGGAUCCAGACCCCCACCAACCGCUGAAGCUUAAGCCUCUCACCGAACCGGUUCAGUGAACGGCUCCCCAUUGCACUUCAAAUGAGUAAAACUCACGGUAGAAAGUCUAUAGGCAUGGAACAAAUUUAUAGUAGAACUCAGUGUAGGUGUUGUAGUGUUUCCAGAUGCUGACUGCCACGUGUACAAUAGAAAUGGCAUCUAUUUCCUAUAAGAUUCCUAUUGUUAUUCGAAAAUUUAUAUGAUGUGGUGUUUCUGUCUUGGGACCUAGAGAGUAUGUUUCCCUCUACCUUUACUUGCUCUCACCAACCUGUUGAAUUUUACGAGAUUAUUCUAGAGACUGUAUAGAUAGAUGGCUAUCACAAGCUAUGGGAGUCCUUUCUGAGUCCCCCAUGUGAUACUUUGUUCUGUGGGAAAGAUUCUUCAUCGGCUUAUUUCAUGCCAUUCUUUGAGGAAAGAUCACGGAGAUAGGUUUCCUUGGAUUAUUUGUUAUGUAGAUUAAUUUAUUACAUAGAUUGAUUUUUUUGGUACUUGCAAAGAUGAACAACAUUCCAUGAACCAUGUUUAAGAAAAGAUAUCAUCUAUUAGAAAUAACAAAUUUCUGUCAUUCAUUUUUGCUCUUUGAAAUGAGCAUAUAAAAUGUAGAGGCAGUUCAAAAUGAAAUACUCAUGCUCUUUUUAUUAUUGACAAAGAGGUAAUCUUCAGGAAAACGCUCGUUCUUUGAUGGCAUACGUUUCAGGAUACGGGGAAAGAAGGAUAAAAUAAACUGAAAAAUGAGUUUCGUAAAAUUUUUUAGAAAAUAAUUAUGGAUGAUUUUACUGAAAUUUUUGAAAUUUUACUGAAUUGAUUUCACUGAUGAUUUUUUUAAGAAAUGGAUGAUUUUACGGUAAUAAUGAUAUAGUAGGUCAGGUAGAAGAAAAUAAGAGCAGUUUUAUCUAGGAAAGGAAACAAUACCAUUUAUUCUAGCUACACUGUUUAACCAACAUAAGUAGAAAUGAAGACAAAAUACACACAUUUGCUGUUAGGGAUUUUAACAAAAACAACAAUAAUUGUGAUUAUGAUAUUUGCAAUUUAAGAUCUUUCUAAUUUUUCAACAUUAGGAUUGCAAAAGAUGUAAUCAAAAUAUAGAUAAAUAAUUUUUAGAAAAUGGAUAAAAACAGUGGUAGUUCAUGUAGAGGAAAUGUGUGGGAAGGGGGGUGAGUACUAUAAUUUAUUGGGGAAUAUAUAGUAAGUUUGCUCUUUCUAAUUAAUCUUGUACAAUUUAAUUACUAGUCAAUAAAAAAUAUUAAACUUUUUCACAGGAUGUAGAUAAGUUUAACAAAGAAAUUAACCUAUAAUUUUUAACUAGAUUUAAUUAAAAAAAUAAGCUUUAAAAUGAACAGUUUUAUUUAUUUCUGUAAAGAUUCAUUAUACUAUGGAUCAACAAUUAAAUAGUUAAUUAAAAAGUAAAAGCAUUUUUUAUUUUAGUUAUUUUUCUAAUUUACAGCUUUUGAAAUGUACUCAUUAUUAUAAAUAUUAUAAAAAUAAUGAAGUCAUUUUUUUUCACAAAUUCGCUGCCAAGUGGCGUCACAAGUACAGAAUCAGCAUAUCCUUAAAUUAAUUAAUUAACUGAUAACUGAACACACUGAAAGGAAAUUUCAUUCUCCAAAGCAUGCAAGUACACAAAAUUUUGUAGCUCUCGCAUAUCAGGAAGAGAAGGGAAAAUGGAUUCCAAAUUUCCAUUGUUACGAAGAUGAAACAAAUUAAAUAAAAAUACUUUGAAAAACAGAAGUUUUGGGGGGAAAUUAUAAUUCUUUUCUUUUACAAUAGUCAUUCCCAUUUCCAUUCGAAUUUACCUCAUACGCAUGAAUCAAAUUGACAUUUGUGAAUUUAUGACAAUACUUGCAUUUACAAUGUGUAAUUAAUAUAGACGUCACGACUCUUUUUUUUCUUUUACUAUUUUUGUCUUUCAAAGACUGUUUGCAUCCUUGAAAUGUAUGCCAUCAUGAUCUGGAAAUGUUUUACAUGCUCCACAGUACGCCGAAAAGGGAUGCUAUAAUUCUGAUAAGGAAAGUAGGCGUAACUUCAGAAAAGGGCACAGAAGUUCAAGAGAUAAAUUACUCCUUAUUGUGGCGAUUCAUUAAUUAAACAUCUUAACGAAAUAUUAGAUUCGUAAACCAUUGUUUUGAAUUCUGAGUGCUACUUUAUAUAAGUUAGUAAAAAAUCAGAUGGUUUCAACUCACGAUUAAUUAAGAGCUUUAUUUGAAUGAUAUAAUCAAGUACAAACAAUCUGGUGACACCAAAGCAAGUCUAUAUACUCUUUUAAAUGUAACAACUUCAUCAUUUAAAAUAUUUUUAAAAAUUAGAUUUAUACAUUUAUCACGAAGCAAUGUACCGGUGGAUCUGUCGGGUUUUAAUAUCGUUAACUCCCAAUGAUUGUCACAAUUCGUUGAAUCCUAUAAAACAAAAUAUUGAUGGUUUUCUUUGAAGAGAGAUUUCAAGGCCAAUUUUACGAGAGGCUUUCUGUAAAUUAUUUUAUGCAUUAUGAAAUAUAUAUUAAAAUAAUUUUAAAAGGACAAUAUAAGAAAUAAAAUGACGUUCAUGAUGCUUUCAUAAAAAUUGAUUUUUAGACGUUUUUCAUUACGAUGCAAAUAGUGCAUUCUGCAUGCAUUUUUCUCAUCUUCAGUCUAAUUUCUAUUUUAAAUUACGGCAGUUGAAUAUUUUUACCGAGAUUUUUUUCUAUAUCAGUCGUUGAAAUAUUCUGUCGGAUAAACUUAGUGUUCAUGAAACAAUCUUUAUUGAGUGAAAUCGUUCUGAUAAUCUGUUAUUGCGUUCUUGCUGAAUUAUUUACAAAAGACAAAAUGCGUGUCAAAUGUUUUAUCUAGACAAUAUCAAUGCUUCUUAGGAAGAGUACAAUCAUCAUUACAUUAAUUUCUGAACAGGACCACUUAGGCUUCUGAGCUUUAGAGAAAAGAAAACAUAUUAAAAAGGCAAUCCUCUUUUAACUAGAACGUCUCGUAUCGAAGACGAAUGCUCAACUGCUUAGCGUUACACCUCCUGUCAGGGUCUCCGAGAAUCAAUUAAAUGGUAGUUGGUGUCUUUCUUUCUUUAACUUUAAAUUUGUAGCUAGAAUGUAUGCCUUUAUACCCGUUUCGCUGUUUUUGGUAUAUAUAACCUCAUGUGCCAAAUGGUCGUGGAUGGUUCCACACAAAGCUAUCAUAUUCACUGAAUUUUAAAGAUAACAGUUACCAUCCUUGUACUGCCAUAUAUCAGUAAAAAGCACAAAUAGACAAUAGAUAAUGGCUCUAUUGCAAAGCUCAAGUUGAAAAAGUGCAAACACUACAGAAUCCGCAAUGAUACAAUUAUGAAUCCUACUAAAUUGUUCACGUGCUCUUAUAUUUUUCUGCGUGCAGUUGUUUCGAUUUUAUACUUACGGGCAGCAGCUAAAAGGCUGAGUGAAUGUUUAUCAAAAUGCAAUUUUGUCACUCAUUUUUUAAAUUAUAUUGCUAUAUUGCGCCAGGUCACGACAGCUCUUAAACAAUAAAGAAAGAUUUGUAACUUUAUAGUAGACACAUUAUCUUUCUACACGAUAAACCAUUAUAAAAUAUUUAAAAUAAGUUAACUAUGAGGGAUAUAUUCGCUGUGCACUUCGAAAAUCAUGUUGUAGAAAAGAUUUCUUUUUCUUCUCACAGAUACCUAGAUGGCAUUUUGUAUCUCACAAGCCGGCGAGCUGCUGUUCUAAAUCUCGACAGGAAGACUACUCCCGAGCUUUUAAAUAAUUCUAAAUUUAUUGGAAUAAAUCCGAUCUUCUAGACAUUUUUAUGUAAAAAAACUAAAAGGCUACAUCGACAUACCAGUCGCGUUUAAUGAGUGGCCAGACUAGGAUUAAACUGUUUUGUUUCACUCUGUACCUUUUAAUACGAAUUUGAAAUUUUUAAUAUUCAAUACUUAAAAUAUAAAGUAACUGAAUACAUAUAAAUUUGCUAUUCAUUAGCCAAUAAUAUCGUAACUUCUGGAUCAAUCAUCGCUAUCUAAGAUUAUUUUCAUGAUAAAUUCUACUCAAGAGACUUUGGGUAUCAUUUUAUGCAUCGUAAAACAAUAUUCGAACAGUGACAAAACAUGUUAGUAACAGACGAAUUGAGUUGAUAAGUACAGCUCCAAAACUGAAAUGAUUUCAAAUUGUUCUCCCUCUCUCGGAGACCCUGCAUUCUGUACACACCUUCGAGCUUAGAUUAUUUGAGAUUUCUAUCGGAAGAGUUAAAAAGGGAUUCCAUAGAUGCUCCACUCGUGUACUCAAAAACUGGGGAAGGAACCCACAUGUCAUAGAAACCACCUGUUGUCCAGAUGUCAAGUGUGUCUCGAGCAGCGACCGAGACCGCCAAACGUACUCUGCGCACAAUCCCAGAUGCACUCAGUGCACACUCCCUAGACACCAGAGAGAGUGUACAGCACUCCCAAAUAAAAAUUCACUCUUUGAA
Messenger RNA from Argiope bruennichi, 8625 nucleotides. RefSeq names its product acetylcholine receptor subunit alpha-1-B-like. Gene Ontology annotation, biological process: regulation of membrane potential; nervous system process; monoatomic ion transmembrane transport. Gene Ontology annotation, cellular component: synapse; postsynaptic membrane; neuron projection. The record is from RefSeq and is a predicted model, not a curated record. Gene Ontology annotation, molecular function: acetylcholine-gated monoatomic cation-selective channel activity; transmembrane signaling receptor activity. The coding region runs from base 384 to 1826 and encodes 480 amino acids. Lineage: Eukaryota; Metazoa; Arthropoda; Arachnida; Araneae; Araneidae. The transcript has 10 exons.